GGUCACUAAAUGAUAACCCACUUCCGCUUUUGGGGAAUGCUGGGAAGCGUACCCAUGCUGGCCAAAUCCAAUAUGGCUUCCUCUGUUGGAACUUCUGCUCCCACAGGGAAGAAGAAAGGCAAAGUAAAGGGAAAGACGUUAAACUUGAAUGAAUUUCUUGGAGGAAGUGAAGGUACAACCGCUCCAGGCAAUAGCUAUGUCCUUAGAAGUCAGUCAUGGGCUGAUGCGUCAGAAGAUAUUGAUAAUAAUGGUUCUGAUUAUCAAGACGACUAUGGAAAAUCCACAGUGAAUCGGGCAGCCCUGCCGACAGCACCUAGAAGUGCUCAGCCAAUAGAAAUUGACAAGAGCAUGCUGCCAGAGAAGCCUCCAUACACCGUUUUUAUCGGUAAUUUGCCGUAUGACGUCGAUGAAGAAGACAUCGUAAAUUUUUUUCGUGGUUGUAACGGCCAAUAGUGAGCACUGAUAGUUAUGACGAUGGUCCUGGUUAUAGAGAUGGAUAUAGGGAUAGAGGAUAUGGUAGGGAUCGAGGCGGCUAUGAGAGAGACCGAGGGGGUUACGAUAGAGACCGAGGCUAUGAAAGGGAUCAAGGGGGCUACGAUAGAGACCGAGGGGGCUACGAAAGGGAUCGAGGUGCAUACGAUAGGGACCGAGGUGGUUACGAUAGGGACCGAGGCGGAUAUAAUAGAGACCGAGGUGGCUACGAUGGAGAUGGUUACGGUUAUAGAGACCGAGGUUAUAGGGACGGUUAUGGCAAUGGUGAUCGCUACAAUCAGGAUCGAAGUUACGACGGUUACGGUUAUAGAGACCGAGGUUAUAGGGACGGUUAUGGCAAUGGUGAUCGCUACAAUCAGGAUCGAAGUUACGACGGGUAUGGAAGUAGAGAACAGGGAUAUGGACGUAGGGAUCAGGAAUAUGGGGGUAGAGAUCAGGGAUAUGGGAGAGACAAAUAUGGCGGUGACCGCGGCUAUGGAAAUGACAGAAGCUAUGGAAGAGAUCGAGGUUAUGGAUACGACCGAGAUAGAAGAGGAUACGAUCGCUAUGAUCGAGGUGGUGGUGGUGGUGGUUAUGGAGAUCGAGAGGGUGGAUAUGAUGAACCACAUAGUGAUGAACCUCCAAAGGAAAGAAAGAAAUUAGUUCUCAAGCCCCGGUCGCAGCCAGUUGAUGGAUCUAGCAGUCAAACGUCGUCCUCAUCAAAUUCAACGUCAAAAAGCCAAUCUUCCAUAUUUGGUAAUGCUAAACCGGUUGACACUGCCGCUAGAGAGAGACAAAUAGAAGAGAAAUUACAGCGAGAACACGAGACUGAAAAGGCAGAUCUUGAAGAGUCAAGGAGAAAUCGACAAAUGAAUCGUGAGAGGCCACGGCGAGAUAGUGAAAGGUCAAACGAUGAAGGUAGAACGAGGCAUAGCAGUUCAAGUUCAACUGGAAAGGGACCAAGGCCAGUUAUGCUGAGGAGAGAAAGUGAGAGAUCCGAUGACGAGUCCAAGAAAGAUGACACUCCUCUUUCACCAAUAUCACCCAAAUCCCCCACAUCACCGCCACCUAGGAAGGAAGACCCUGCAAAGGUGUUGGUCCCUGCUCCUGCUCCUAAAGAAAAUGCUUGGGCCCAACGAAGAACAGGUCCGACUUCUCCUAGAUCAGAAUCAACUUCUGCACGAACGAAUGAAUCGCCUUCAGGUCCAAAGAAAGAUUCUAGACCAACUCAAGGCAAAAGCCGUGAUCCAGUUCGAAAAGAUGAGCGUUACCAUAGUGACAGACGACAUCCACAUAACGAACCUCAACGCAAAAACGACAAAGUACGAAAACCAAGAGAGAUUCCAAAAUAUGAAGAGAAAGCACCGCCAGAUUUUGCUCAGAAAAACAAAUUUGCUGGCUUAGCAGCGGAAGACGAUCUGUUUGAUGACGAUUGAAGAAAAAGCAAACAUUGUACCAGAAUCACGUUUUAAAUAGCUAACGAAAUUUGGAAUUGAACAUCUUUAAAAGAUAAAUUGAAAUAUAAUGAUAUCACUGUACAGUUUUGAUGAUGAAGUCUAUGAUGAGUGCAAAUUUUGUUGAAUAUAUAAAAAUGUCAUUUUCAUUGUAGAACAUGGUAAAUUAUUCAUCGUAGAGGGCGCACUCCAUUAUUUAACAAAAUGUACCCAUGAUGCAUUGUGUAGCUGUACUUGUAAGCAUGUGGUUCAGCUUAUACGAGAUAGUUGAUGUGGAAAUAAAAGUGAUUUUAAUUUCGACAGGAAUAAAUUUGGGCUGUUUUGUUUUUUUAAGUGGGACUAAACACAGGCCAAACUUUUUGUCCUUUUUACCGCAAAAUGGCGAAGCAUUUAGUUACAGUAGUUUUUCGUGAGUUAUUUGAAAAAUUAGUAAUGCAUGAAAAAUAAAUGCCUAAUGGCUAUACUAUUGUUUCAUUAGUGGAUAAAAAAUGACUACGCUAAUUGCUUGUUAGACUAACAACAAACAAGACAUUUUCAAGAUAAAAUUCCAUCUCGCCACUUUGCUAUAAAAGGGACAGUUUGUAACAAAUAUUUUAUUCCUUGUGAAAUUUUCCUGUGAUUCUAAUUCAAGACAUCUGGAUAAAUACAAUUCGUUUGAUUUAUAAGUCGUGUGGAUUAAAUUUCGUAUCUGUAUCAAGUUAUUUUGACGUAUAUAUAGUAUUGUUAUUUUUAAGUGCAAAUGUCCUAAUUUUGAAAUGCACUGCCAUGGAUUAAUUUCUUCUACUUAAAGACAAAACUUUCUGUAUGGAGCUAAUAAAAACAAAUUAAUAUCCAAAAUCCUUACUUUGUAUAUUUAAGUAAAUAAUAAGCAUUUAAUUAAAAAGUAUGAAAUAUGAA
This is a messenger RNA of Anneissia japonica, 2822 nucleotides long. RefSeq names its product eukaryotic translation initiation factor 4B-like. The record is from RefSeq and is a predicted model, not a curated record. Gene Ontology annotation, molecular function: RNA binding. Lineage: Eukaryota; Metazoa; Echinodermata; Crinoidea; Comatulida; Comatulidae.